Molecule: messenger RNA, 1035 nt
Organism: Prunus armeniaca (apricot)
Lineage: Eukaryota; Viridiplantae; Streptophyta; Magnoliopsida; Rosales; Rosaceae
Source: the annotation of a GenBank genome assembly
AUGGCUUCCCACGCACCAAACUUGGAGUGCCGCAUGUACGAGGCCAGGUACCCAGAGGUGGACAUGGCGGUGAUGAUCCAGGUCAAGAACAUCGCCGACAUGGGCGCCUACGUCUCGCUCCUCGAGUACAACAACAUCGAGGGCAUGAUUCUCUUCUCGGAGCUCUCCCGCCGUCGGAUUCGAAGUGUCAGCAGCCUCAUCAAGGUGGGCCGAAUCGAGCCCGUCAUGGUCCUCAGGGUCGACAAGGAGAAGGGCUACAUUGAUUUGAGUAAGAGGAGGGUUUCCGAGGAGGAUAUCCAGGCCUGUGAGGAGAGGUACAACAAGAGCAAGCUCGUCCACUCCAUCAUGCGUCAUGUGGCCGAGACUUUGGGCAUCGAUUUGGAGGAGCUGUAUGUCCAUAUUGCCUGGCCGUUAUACCGGAAAUAUGGUCAUGCUUUUGAGGCUUUCAAAAUAAUUGUGACCGAUCCUGAUUCAGUUCUUAGUGCCCUCACACGUGAGGUCAAAGAGACUGGCCCUGAUGGACAAGAGGUCACUAAGGUGGUUCCUGCUGUGUCGGAGGAAGUGAAAGAAUCUUUGGUGAAGAAUAUUAGGAGAAGAAUGACCCCACAACCAUUGAAGAUCCGAGCUGAUAUUGAAAUGAAGUGCUUCCAAUUUGAUGGUGUUCUUCACAUUAAGGAUGCCAUGCGAAAAGCAGAAGCUGCAGGCAAUAAUGACUGUCCUGUGAAAAUUAAAUUGGUUGCUCCUCCGCUUUAUGUUCUUACCACACAGACUCUUAAUAAGGAGCAAGGGAUAUCAGUUCUAAGCAAUGCAAUUGAAGCUUGCACGCAAGAGAUAGAACAUCACAAAGGGAAAUUAGCAGUGAAGGAGGCACCCAGAGUGGUGAGUGAACGGGAUGACAAACUUCUUGCUGAACACAUGAGUAAGCUCCGCCAGGACAAUGAGGAGGUCAGUGGUGAUGAGGGUAGUGAGGAAGAGGAAGACACAGGAAUGGGAGAAGUUAACGUGGAAGGUGCGGGCCCCGGCAUUGUAGAUUGA